Messenger RNA from Cladocopium goreaui, 2697 nucleotides. Lineage: Eukaryota; Dinophyceae; Suessiales; Symbiodiniaceae. The record is from the annotation of a GenBank genome assembly.
AUGCGUUCCAAAUUCAAUCCAUUCCCGGCACCAAAGAAGGGCAACCCCCGUAUGGUCUUGAAACGCCCAGCUUCUCAGAAGACGAAGGCAAAGUCUUGGCAGAAUGUACCGUAUACAAGGGGUGCUGCGGAUGUUGGUCCGCGGGGUCUUCGCAUGGACCAGACAAAGUGGAAGAGGUCCUUGCCAGACAUCCUCCAUGCGACCGACAAGGGGAUCGUGCAGAUGUUGAUGCAGGAUGGCUUGUUGCCUGAUUGGCGUGGCAAAACUUGUCCUCGGUGUGAGAAGGGAAAGCUACGCGGUUGGGUGCAGAAGCCUGGUGACUCAUCCCCUAAGCUUCGCUGCAAUUCCAGGGGGUGCCAGGUCUACUUCAAUCCGCAUCACUUGCACCAUCUGUUUACAGAAGGUUAUGGUGUGGCAGGUAGCCCCUUGCAGACUCAGGCUGCCCUAUUACUUCUCAAAAUCAACAACAUUCCAAACUCCACCAUCCACAGGCUCAUGCAUGUGAAUCACAAGGCCAUCGAGGACUUGGACAAGCGAUUGGCUUUACUACGCAAGGAGUAUGUGGAGGAGAAGGAGAAAGAGAUUGUCUUCGGCAACGGAGCAGCGUGGCAGGAUGUCGAGGCAGACGAAACUACAUUCGACAAGAAGACUAUCACUGAUGUGUCAGAGCUGGGCAACACCAAGAAGCCAAUUGAGUGGGAACAAUGGUGUGGUAUUGUUCAGCGAGGGAAGCCGGAGUCGUUGGUCUUGCAUCGUCUGAAGCCUGUUCGUACAGAUGCACGUGCACCGGGACCCGGUGCAGUACGCAAAGUCGAGUGGCGUCCCCUUGCUGACCAUUGGCUGAAGAACAGAAAGGUUGUGUUGCACACGGGUUCUGCCAAGAGUUAUAGGGUCCGUGUUGCAGGGGUGUUGCACGAUCGAGUAGUCCAUUGCAAAAAACGCGUGAAAGUACGCGGCAAAUGGAAAUGGCAGGCGCCACGAUAUGUCAAAGUAGUGGAACACAAGCUUCCAGGCACAAAUAAAAAGAUCCGUGUGAAAGCUGGCACCCAAGUGAUUGACCGCUGCUGGCGUUUCUUAAAGGAGCGUCUCAGCCUUAAUCAAAAUACAAAAGCCGGGUCGAGCCUGCUGAGAUCCAAACUCCGAUCUGCUCAGUAUCAGUAUUGGUACAAAAAUGCAGACAUGUGGGUGGCGACCGGAUCUCUGUGCCAAUGGGCCGCAAAGCGCCUUAUGGGCAAGAAGAUCGGCAAGGCCAUGGGGAAAAGCAUUCGGCUGAGCAUCGUGGCGCUGCAUAGCGUGGAUGGCGUGCAUCAGCAGUUCAAGGAGCUGGUGAAGUUGGCUGAGGAGUUAGGCUCCGGCGCCGCUGGGUCAAAGUCCCAGAUGGAACUGGGAUGGUGCGGGGGUCUGAUGCGCCGAAACCAGGACUUGUUUUGGGAAGGUCCUCAGGCAGAUGUCACAUGCCACCAGCGAAUUCGCCAGGGUCUGAGUGCAGGAAAUGACUGGGUAACGUUGAGUUUCCAAUGGCCAGCCGGCUGCAAACGCUGUGCAGUUCUUUUGGCUUUGAACAUCGUCGCCUUGAACAUCGUCGUCAUCGUGUUCCAAAGGCCCUUUUUAUGUCAACAACUCUCAGCUAAGAGCCCAGGAUGGACAGGAAGGACGAUAAAUCGAACGAACCCAGUGAGCCGAGUGAGUCAACUUGAAAACGUUUCUGAUACUGUCACCGUACGAUCGGUCAACCCUGUUGAUUCCGAGAAGCGAUACUUCCAGUCUUGUUUACCACAGUAUUUCUUGGAUCAUUUGACUAAAGAGUUCUACAAUCUUGCGGUUCGGCGGAGGGAUGGCCUGGAUGUUUUUCUGGAGACCUACAUCUCCCUGUGGCCCACUGAUGGCCUAGUGAUGUUUGACAUCGGUGCAGGCUGCUACGCCAGUGGCUCAGACUCUGAUUCAACACUGGCCAUCAAGUUCGCCAAGCACUUCGGCUGCGCCAAGAAUCGAUUUUUCGCCUUUGAACCACAACCAGAUGUGUUCAUGAAAACCAUGCAAUGCUUGAACAAGGAGUUGUUUCCGGAUCGCUUUUGCGUCGCUUUGGAAAAUGCAGCAUUCUCAAACGUGACCUCACGUCUCCAACUGGCAGGGAAGGCCAAUGUCGCCUCUCUGACGGGACACCUAGCUGAGUCCGGUCAUAAGAAACAUCCGGCGAAAGCGGAUCGGGACUAUGCAAAAAGUAUGCAAGUGAUGGCCUGGGAUGUGGCCACCUAUGCUCGCUUGCAUAACCUGGCAAAGAUUGAUCUGCUGAAGAUUGACACAGAGGGACAUGAUUUCACAGUGGUGCAGGGUGCAUUGAGCAUGCUACGAGCCAAAGAGAUCAUGGUGGUGGUCAUGGAAGUGAGCGACAAGAUGAAUCCAGAUUUCUGGGGAGCUAGCUACCAAGGAGGAAAGCCUGUCUUCCACAGCAAGCACAUCGCAGAGCCCAACGUGAAAUCUGUGUGGCAAUUUAUGCUGAAUUUAAAUUACUUUGGUUUUUGGCUUGGAACCAAACGACUGGUGCCGCUUUCAGGGGCCUGCUGGGAUGAUCGUAUGGAAAUCUGCGGCGAUCCGCACGGAUACCUGAACAGCGGCAUUUGCUGGUUCGACAUUAUCUUCAUUCUGAACCAGGGCUAUGGGGCCAAAAUGAUCAACGAAAUCCUCAACUCGAAAUGA